UAGUUGGCAUCACUAAAACUAGACUGACGAGUGACGAUUGACGAAUAAGGAAUUUGUUUUCCUCAAUACCUGAUCAGUGGUUUCUGCAGGAUAGUAAUAUUUUAGUUAAAUUUUAUUUUCAAAGCAGUAUCCAGACAACUACUAUGAGUUUACAUAAGGCUAGAAUUAAAGUUUUUGAAGAUGUCCUCAGUACUGAUGAGAUUGACAUUAACUUACUUCAAUCAUUGGCAUUUGAUGGUAUUACAGAAGAAAAAGGCCUUCGUUCUUUGAUAUGGAAGAUUUUUCUUCACUACAUUCCAAAACAGAGAAACAAAUGGGAAGCUACACUUAAAAAACAAAGAUCUCUGUAUAAGGAGUUUAUCGAGGAAAUGAUAGUAUCUCCAGGUGGUCCAACUGAUCAUCCUUUAAGUAUAAGUCCUGAAAGCUCUUGGAGUAAAUAUUUCAAAGAUAAUGAAGUUCUUUUACAAAUUGAUAAAGAUGUCCGAAGAUUAUGUCCAGAGAUAUCCUUUUUUCAAUCCCCUACUGACUUUCCCUGCUCAGAAGUAGUAAAUAGCAAUGGAUUGAAACGUUUACAUCAACGAGUGGAGCAAAAAGUAUUGAACUAUUCAACACUAGAACAAAGAGGAUUUGGAUUAGUCAAGCUCAACAAUGUUAUUCGUCGUACGGAGAAUCUUAGUGGUGACUACGUUCCAUUGAAGGAGGGGGCUGAAGCUCACUGGGAAGUGGUGGAGAGAAUGCUCUUCCUUUAUGCAAAACUGAACCCUGGCCAGGGCUACGUCCAAGGCAUGAAUGAAAUCAUCGGACCAAUAUAUCAUACCUUUGCUGUCGACCCUGUUUUGGAACAAAGAAAGAACGCGGAAGCCGACUGUUUCUUCUGUUUUACUAACCUGAUGGCUGAGAUACGAGAUUUCUUCAUUCGUUCACUUGACGAGACCGAGAGUGGUAUUAACAAUAUGAUGUUUCGUUUGAGUGAACGAUUAAAAAUUAAUGAUUACGAAGUCUGGGAAAGACUUUCGAAGCAGGAGUUGCGACCUCAGUACUACAGUUUUAGAUGGCUGACACUUCUGCUGUCUCAAGAGUUUUCUCUCCCCGAUGUGGAACGUAUAUGGGAUUCCUUAUUUGCGGACAGCACCAGAUUCGAUUUCCUGAUUAGCGUCUGCUGCGCCAUGAUUCUGUUAGUAAGGGACGACAUAAUGACCGGAGAUUUUGCGUCUAACGUGAAGUUACUGCAGCAUUUUCCGCCCAUGGAUGUAUCUCUAAUUGUUACUAAAGCGAGAACAAUACGUUCGUAGAACACGAAUAUAGUCCGAAUAUUUUUUUAAUAUUUCAAUUUUUCCGAUUAUUUUGAUUCUUACAUAUUAUAUACUAUUACAUUGCCCUAUGAUAGUAUCUAAAACUUAAACGUGUUCCCCAUUUUUGAAAUAAUUUUAUGGAAAUUUGGCCUCAAUAAUUAUUACAAAACACUUUGCUGUGUAUAUUUAUAAAUUUACAUAUUUAAUUUUGCUGAGUUCAUAGUACAUAUCGAUGUUCUUUUUGAAAGAUCAUUAAUUACAGUAAUUUCCAAUAGUUUUAAGGAAUAGUAUAUAAAAAGGCCUAGUGCCGGUUUCAAUUAAAACUCAAUAAUAAAUUAUAAGGUGAACUGUUCAGAAAUCGACUGAUAAUAUUUUUUACUUCAAUAUUCCUUAGUACGUAAUUAGAUGUAAUUUUUUUUAUUGUAAGUACAAACGUAUGUAUCAUCCGAAUCUCUCCUGGAUUACUUUGAUUCAACAUUACAAACAGGUAUAGAUUUAAAUAAAUGCCAUACACAUUAUAUAUUGUAAAUAUUAAAUGUAAUUGUUAUUAUCAUAUCAUUAAUAAACUUUGUCAAACUCGUAGAAGCAAUACGAUAAAUAUCAUUCGCUGUAGUAUUGUCAUUUUAGUUAAAUCCGCUGUUGCGUAUUUUAAUAUUUUUUAAAAUUACAUGUCAAAGACUACUUAUGUUUACAUUAUUGUUUAAAUAAUAACUAAUGUGAGAAUGUAUCGAAUUUAAAGCCCCUUUUAGAAACAUUUAUUAAAGGCAUUUCGGCGAAUCUAACAAAUGUUUGAUUCAAUUAGUUCCUUUGGCCUAGCUUGCUGUAAAGCGAAUAUCAUGAAUUUAAAUGUAAUUAUGUUGACAAUAACAAUGGCAAAUAAUAUUUUAAUUAUACUUCUAAGUUAACAUUGUUAAGUUUAAUUUCUCUAUUUGAUAAAUGUAAAUUUCCCGUUUUGGAACUUAGUGACUAUCAUUUAUAAAUGUAAAAUAACAUGUAAGCUUAUAGCAGAAUAACAUGUAAGAAAAUAGCCAAGGUAUAUUAACUUCAAAUAAAAUAAUUCAUACUCUU
Molecule: messenger RNA, 2360 nt
Organism: Pieris rapae (cabbage white)
Lineage: Eukaryota; Metazoa; Arthropoda; Insecta; Lepidoptera; Pieridae
Product: TBC1 domain family member 13
Exons: 9
Coding region: 144-1292 (382 amino acids)
Biological process (GO): activation of GTPase activity; intracellular protein transport
Molecular function (GO): GTPase activator activity
Source: RefSeq, a predicted model, not a curated record